CCUAACUGCGGACUUGCUAACUGCGAUGCCCUCCUAGCCAGCCGCCGCGGGAUGGAGGGCUUCAUGGACUCAGGGACACAGACGGAUGCCGUGGUGGUGCUGUCCUUGGCUCAGGCCGCCGUGCUGGGCCUGGUCUCGGAAAAUGAGCUCUUUGGAGCCACCAUAAGCGCCGAAGCCUUCUACCCGGACCUGGGGCCCGAGCUGUCCGGGUCGGCCAUGGGGGAGCCCGGGCCCCCGGGCCCGGACGUCUACCAGCUGGCCUGCAGCGGGAGGGCCCUGGAGGAGCCGGCAGAAGAGGAGGUGCUGGAGGUGGAGGCGGCCUUCGAGAAGCACACCCGGCGGAAGACGCGGCCGCCCGUGCGGCUGGUGCCCAAGGUCAAGUUUGAGAAGGUGGAGGAGGAGGAGGAGGAGCAGGAGGUCUACGAGGUGUCCGUGCCCGGUGACGACAAGGAUGCCGGCCCCGCGGAGGCCCCCGCCCAGGUGGCCGGCGGCGGCGGCGGCGGCGGCAGCGGCGGCGGCGGCGGCGGCUGCGAGACCCUGGUGCAGAGCAGCGCCGUCAAGAUGAUCGACCUCAGCGCCUUCAGCCGCAAGCCCCGGACGCUGCGCCACCUGCCCCGAGCCCCGAGGCCGGAGCUGGACGCGGCCCCUUACGACCCCCACUUCCCCGACCCGGCCCGGGACGGCUUCCCGGAGCCCGGCAUGGCGCUGCCCGGGCCGGAGGCCCUGCCCUCCGAGUGUGGCUUUGAGCCGGCCCACCUGGCCCCCCUGAGCGAUCCUGAGGCCGCCACCAUGGAGUCCCCAGAGCCCGUGAAGCCGGAGCAGGGCUUCGUGUGGCAGGAGGCGGGCGAGUUCGAGGCCGACGCGGCCGGCUCGACGGCGGAGCGCCACAAGAAGGCCCAGCUGGACCGGCUGGACAUCAACGUGCAGAUCGACGACUCCUACCUGGUGGAGGCGGGCGACCGCCAGAAGCGCUGGCAGUGCCGCAUGUGCGAGAAGUCCUACACGUCCAAGUACAACCUGGUGACGCACAUCCUGGGCCACAACGGCAUCAAGCCGCAUUCGUGCCCGCACUGCAGCAAGCUCUUCAAGCAGCCCAGCCACCUGCAGACGCACCUGCUGACGCACCAGGGCACCCGGCCGCACAAGUGCCAGGUGUGCCAGAAGGCCUUCACGCAGACCAGCCACCUCAAGCGCCACAUGCUCCUGCACUCGGAGGUCAAGCCCUACAGCUGCCACUUCUGCGGCCGCGGCUUUGCCUACCCCAGCGAGCUCAAGGCGCACGAGGUGAAGCACGAGAGUGGCCGCUGCCACGUGUGUGUCGAGUGCGGCCUGGACUUCUCCACCCUGACCCAGCUCAAGCGCCACCUGGCCUCGCACCAGGGCCCCACCCUCUACCAGUGCCUCGAGUGCGACAAGUCCUUCCACUACCGCAGCCAGCUGCAGAACCACAUGCUCAAGCACCAGAACGUGCGGCCCUUCGUGUGCACCGAGUGCGGCAUGGAGUUCAGCCAGAUCCACCACCUCAAGCAGCACUCCCUCACCCACAAGGGCGUGAAGGAGUUCAAGUGCGAGGUGUGCGGCCGGGAGUUCACCCUGCAGGCAAACAUGAAGCGGCACAUGCUGAUCCACACCAGCGUCCGGCCCUACCAGUGCCACAUCUGCUUUAAGACCUUCGUGCAGAAGCAGACCCUCAAGACCCACAUGAUUGUACACUCGCCUGUGAAGCCAUUCAAAUGCAAGGUGUGUGGGAAGUCCUUCAACCGCAUGUACAACCUGCUGGGCCACAUGCACCUGCACGCGGGCAGCAAGCCCUUCAAGUGCCCCUACUGCUCCAGCAAGUUUAACCUCAAGGGCAACCUGAGCCGGCACAUGAAGGUCAAGCAUGGUGUCAUGGACAUCGGCCUAGACAGCCAAGACCCCAUGAUGGAGCUGACAGGCACUGACCCCUCCGAGCUUGACGGCCAGCAGGAGAUGGAGGACUUCGAGAACGCCUACGCCUACGCCGGGGUGGACAGCAGCGCUGAGGCCAGCGUCCUCACCGGACAGGCCAUGAAGGAGAUGGCCUACUACAACGUGCUAUAGCGCCAGCUGGGCCGCCCAGCAGGGGCGGGGAGGGCGUGGGACGUGGGGGGAGACCCCGCUGCUGCGGGCUGCACCUGCCGCGGCCCAGAAGC
This is a messenger RNA of Neomonachus schauinslandi (Hawaiian monk seal), 2174 nucleotides long. RefSeq names its product zinc finger protein 710 (gene ZNF710). Gene Ontology annotation, biological process: regulation of transcription by RNA polymerase II. Lineage: Eukaryota; Metazoa; Chordata; Mammalia; Carnivora; Phocidae. Gene Ontology annotation, molecular function: DNA-binding transcription factor activity; RNA polymerase II cis-regulatory region sequence-specific DNA binding. The record is from RefSeq and is a predicted model, not a curated record. The transcript has 5 exons. The coding region runs from base 52 to 2082 and encodes 676 amino acids.